UAAAUGUUAUUAAUUUUUGACAGCACAAAAUUAUUUUAUAUUUUUUUUAUUGUUUUAUUAAGGAAAAUAUACUUUUUUUUAAAUACCACCUAGGGAAUUAUUUUGUUAUCAACAGGUCACACUUUUAUAAAAAUCAUAUAGCAAAUUCCUAUAUAAAUCAUUGUUGUGAAUGUUUUCUGACGCACCUGACGUUUCUAAUUCUUGUGAAAAAUAUUAAAUUAUAAUUGUAAAUUAAUUGUUUUUUUUUUGAAUUUAUAACACAAUCUAUUCAAAUGAAAGCAUAAAUUUUCCGUAUAGAUUAUUGAUGUAAACCUUCAAACUGAAUAUUUCAUUUUAAUAAGGAAGUAAGGUUAAUUUAUUAAGUAUACAGGAGGUAUACAUGAUACGUGCGUAUAGAAGAAUAACAGUAUUUAUAUAAUAAAUAUGUCAUCCUGUAUCCAAAACUGUACUUCUCUUUUGAGGAAUGGAUUUCCUCAAAAAUUAGUGAAAAAUGGAAUCUCGAAGAUAACCUCAAAUUUAGUUAGAAGUCAAUCAAGUGAUAAAAGAUGUUUUUUAUAUCCCUUGUCAGUGCAUAAUAAUGUUCACAUGGUACAUACUGCUCCUCAAACAAAUUGGGUUACCAGUAAAGAUGAAAGUCGAGAAAUGAUGGCUUUAUGGCCAGAUGUAGUUAGAGAUCUUACAGUUGGUCGUCAUACAGAUAUGCCUGAUGUAACCAGAUGGUUGUCAAAGGUUUUGCAAUACAAUGUUCCCGGUGGCAAGAAGAAUCGUGCUUUAGUUCUAGUCUAUGCAUAUAAACAACUUGCUCAUCCAGAUCAAUUAACAGAUGAAAAUAUUCGAUUGGCACGAAUUUUAGGAUGGUGCAAUGAAAUGCUGCAGGCAUUUUUCUUGAUGGAAGAUGACAUUGUGGAUCGCUCGAAGACUCGUCGAGGACAACCCUGUUGGUAUCUUCACAAUGAUAUUGGACUUGCAGCCGUUAAUGAUGGAAUUUUAAUAGAGCAAAUGAUUUAUCAACUACUUCGAAUGCAUUUUGGCGACAAACCAUACUAUCUAGAUUUUGUUAAUACGUUUCACGAAAAUAUUUAUAAAACGACAGUGGGACAAUCGUUAGACUUGUUGUCUACAAAUCAUGGGAAAAAGCCUAAUUUAAAUUUGUUUACCAUGGACCGAUACAAUGCUAUAGUAAAAUAUAAAACUGGUUAUUAUACGUUCGUUAUGCCAGUUACGUUAGCUAUGCAUUUCGCUGGUAUUAAAGAUAGUGAAAUGUUUAGACAAGCUACAACUAUAUUACUUGAGAUAGGGAAUUUCUUUCAAGUUCAAGAUGACUAUUUAGAUUGUUUCGGUGAUCCUCAGGUGACAGGAAAAGUUGGUACUGAUAUUGAAGAAGGUAAAUGCUCAUGGUUAGUUGUUGUUGCCUUGCAGCGAGUCACUCCGGCACAACGAAAAAUUCUAGAGGAAUGUUAUGGAGUAAAUGAUCCGGAAAAAGUUGCAAGGGUAAAGCAAUUAUAUCAUGACUUAGGAUUACAAACAACUUACUCUGUUUACGAGGAAGAGAAUUAUAAUUUAAUUAACACCCAUAUACAACAAAUUUCACGCGGUCUACCUCACGAUUUAUUUUUCAAAAUACUGAAUAAAAUUUAUCGCAGAAAUAUGUAAAACUGUCUGCGAUUGAAAAUUUUUGUCCAAAAAUGAAAAAAUAGGCAUUUAUUGCGGUUAUCCGCUACUCAUAUACUACAUAGGAAUUAACUAAGUCUGUCAUUCCUAUUAUAUUUACUAUUUUCUACGCAAUUUGACUGUUACUAUUAUAAAAUCUUAAUACUA
Leptopilina boulardi is the source of this 1818-nucleotide messenger RNA. RefSeq names its product farnesyl pyrophosphate synthase-like. Gene Ontology annotation, biological process: trans, trans-farnesyl diphosphate biosynthetic process. The record is from RefSeq and is a predicted model, not a curated record. NCBI's taxonomy places the organism in Eukaryota, Metazoa, Arthropoda, Insecta, Hymenoptera, Figitidae. Gene Ontology annotation, cellular component: cytoplasm. The transcript has 7 exons. Gene Ontology annotation, molecular function: dimethylallyltranstransferase activity; (2E,6E)-farnesyl diphosphate synthase activity. The coding region runs from base 424 to 1653 and encodes 409 amino acids.